Aureobasidium uvarum is the source of this 1617-nucleotide messenger RNA. The record is from the annotation of a GenBank genome assembly. Lineage: Eukaryota; Fungi; Ascomycota; Dothideomycetes; Dothideales; Saccotheciaceae.
AUGGACUCAUUCUUACUGGCCACAGUUGCGAGACUAGCCUUUAAGUAUGGACAUGGCUUCAGUUCAUUGCAGUCGGCAUCCGCGUCCGGGCAAUUCGACCUUGUCAGGACUCUGGUCGAAGCAGGUGCUGAGGUCAAUGCAGUUGGAUAUCACGGCACUGCCUUUGCCUUGGCUGUCCAGAAUGGGCACGAGGAUAUAGUCGAUUUCCUGCUUGAUCGUGCGGAUGUGGAUCUCAAGCGUGCUGUUUUUCUGGAUGGGCUUGACUGGACUCCUCUAGAGUUGGCAGCGACAAAGAGACAAGUCGCAAUUGUGAGGAAAAUACUGAGUCGUGGUGCUAUCAUCAGUGACAGCGCUCUAGCAUUGGCCGCGGCUAUUCCUGACAACGAUGACACAGUAAGACUGCUUGUUGAAGCAAAGGCUCCCGACAAACGUGUCAUGUUUGGGCAAACGGCACUGCAUAACGCCGCCGUGCUAGGUCAGGAAACUGCGGUCGAGAUGCUCCUCAGAUACGGCGCUUGUGGAGACGCCCCAGGACCAGAUACCACAAACUCGAUUCACUUUGCCAGAGCAGGAGUCAUCAAACACGCCAUGCUCGUACGCGGAGUCGGAAUCGACGUUCAAGCUGACGGAGACGAAUACAGCACAGCUCUACAAGCUGCAGUGCAUCGAGGACAUUACGGAGUUGUGCAGAUACUACUCGACUAUGGUGCGUCCGUCAAUGCACCCGGACCGCAAGGCGAUGCUCUCAGAGUGGCUGCUUUUUCGGGAAGUCUACCGAUGGUGGAAAUGCUGCUUCUGUCCAAGAAUUGCACGAUCAAAGACGAGAGUCGUAUUAUAGCCUGGCGCAUUGCUGCCAAGGAAGGACAUUUCGACGUAGUGGAAAGACUGCUUUGCUAUCAAAUACCGUUAGACAUUGCUGGUCCUGAUGCUUCUGCCACCAAAGGUGCUAGUAACAUCCCCAAUUCACUAAAUGGAGUUUCCCCUUUGCGCUGGGCCUGCCACAUCAACAGUACUGCCCUAGCGCGCCUCCUACCCGCCAACGGCGCCGACGUGAACGCCCGCGACAGUUCCGACCUCACACCCCCUCAAUACUGCAGCGCCAUGGGCCAUGCAGAUCUAGUCUCCACACUGCUCUCCCACAAGGCCGACAUUGAAGCUCCACACCAUCAAGGCAGUGCCCUCAUCCGCGCAAUCGACAAAGGCCACUUCUCCAUCGUCACCGACCUUCUCAACCAUGACGCCAACGCAGACGAAAUCAAUUCAAAGGAAACACCGCUUAUAGUCGCGGCCACUAAGGGCGAUGUGCGUAUUGUGACUUUGCUGCUCGAUCAUGGUGUUACGAUUGAUCGUUCGUGCUCUGGAGGCGCUCGCUGUGCGUUGUAUCAAUCUUUGGCUAAUGAGAAUGAAGAAAUCACACGAUUGCUGCUUAGUAGGGGAGCGGAUGUUUCUGUGGCCAUCAAAGAUGCGCGAAAAGCAAAUGACUACAAAGUGCUGGAAAAGUUGCAGGCGUUGGAACCUGUGGACGAGAAACAAGAGGGCUGGUUCAGCGGAUGGAGAGAUAGUGCUGUGGUCACAAUGUUUGAUGCGGUAGUCACGACGGGGUCAUCAGGCUGGUAA